Marchantia polymorpha subsp. ruderalis is the source of this 10086-nucleotide messenger RNA. The record is from the annotation of a GenBank genome assembly. NCBI's taxonomy places the organism in Eukaryota, Viridiplantae, Streptophyta, Marchantiopsida, Marchantiales, Marchantiaceae.
CGCUUUCUCGACCCGACGGGCUCAUAUCGCAUUUUAGUGGCGCCUCGUCUCGUCCUCGUCGGGUCGAUACGAUACGAUACGGGGAGGGGAGGGAGGGAGUUCCCAGGAAGAGGGAGAAGGUGGGCGUCGCUGGCUCGUCGCUCGUCGCUCGUCGCGCUUGAGCUUCCGCGCCGGCGGUUGCGAUCGUGGUGUAAUCGUCUGUGGUGAUUCGUGUGUGCGCGUGUGGCGGGGGAGGGAGAUGAUGGUGCGGGUGGUCGGGCUUGCUUGCCAUUCUUGAAUCCAAUUCCGCGAGAGAGUUUGUGGGUUCUGGUGCAGCGCCGGGCGGAUUGAUUGAUGGUGCGAUCACCGGUGUCCCCUGCUGCUGCUGCCGCCGCCGCCGCUGCUGAGUAUUUAGUGUUGAUCGUCGCAUCUUUGUACUGAACUGGAUCAGUUCACGCGUCUCCGGGAAGUGCGUUGGAGACGCGUCCCAGGGAGAAGCGUUUCCGGGAUCAAUUUGGCCAUCCCUGUGCUUCGCGGUGACGAACUCUCUGUUGUUCGUGACAGAUGAUAUCUGGUGCCUCAGUAGAAAGCGAGUGAGCCCAAGCUGGCCGAUGGUGGUACGAUUGAGCUGAAUUUGUGGCAGAAUCGAAGAGUGUGCUCAAUUUUGUACUAGGCCGAGUGAAGUGUCAAUCCGUGAAGGCGGCGUUGCUCCAGGGCAUGUAAUUGCGUGGAUUGGAUUUUGAUUGGAUACAUUUACAAUUUGGAACGGGAGGUCAUCGGUUCAGUGUCGGCGGGUAACGGAAUUCGUACUGGAUGUUCAUCUCAGCACUCAUUUGCUACGGACCUUUACUGUAACUCAAGCAAUUGAAGGAUUUGGUUUUGAGAUCGCCCCGUUAGUGAACGUGCUGGCAGUAGGCUUUCGCCUACAAAAGUUUUGCAGUUGUCAAUCGAAAGCUCUGAUCGAGUGCCAUCGCUCUCGUCUUCAUGUGUUUCAAAAUUUGCUGAUAUGCUCAUCUGCUGUAUCGAGCACGAUCGGGCAGCAUUCGUGUCUUAGAACAGCCGAGACAUCGUUGUGAUGUUCCAUUGAAUCUUCUCCCGCACGAAGUACGAAAUUUAAAUGGUUGCAGCGUGUCCUGGAUUCGCAAAUUCUCCACGCAGAUGCAGGAAAUUUUAAAGGUGGCAGUCAGCUUCAAUCCUUGUGGUGAUUACCUGAUACCUAGGGCUGACAAUGUGGCUGCCACAUGAUGAGCACAUGUGUGUAUGAUUAUCCAUCUAGGCCUUAAACCCUAUACUCAUAUACUCCUUCAACUGGCCGGAUACAAUUUGUACCAGAGUGCCCCGCGUUGAUUCACGAUCGGGAACUUCCGUACUUCCAAGUCAUGGUGCAGCUGAUGCAGUAGUCUGAUGGUUUCAUGUGGUGACCACCUUUUUCCGGAUCAAACCCCUCUCCAGAGUGAUCACAUGCCGCCGAUGAUUUGAGAAAGUCAAUGAUUUGUAAGAUUCUGGAUCGCUUGCCAGAGACUGCAUGUCAGCUCACAAGGAUUUGGACGUAAUUAAGUAGAUGUCCAAUAUUGGCCCUUGAAUGACGAUAGGGCAAUUUUGUGGGCACACGUUUGGAAAUGUUGGUGGUGGUUAUGUUAGGAGAGUUGAGCCGGCUAACAGCCUUCAUGAUUUUUUUCUGGCUGGUUGCUCUCUGAUUUGAAUGGCCUUGGAGACAUAGCUUCGCACAGAAGCGUAUGCCACAUAGCAGAGACAGCUGUGGAGAGUGCCUGCGGGGCAGUGGUUUGCAUGGACGACUCCGAAGGCGAGCAAUUGCCUAGUGGCCUAGUGCCUGAUCAAAUUGACGCGUAUGCGGCGUCGUUUGCAAAAUCUUUAUCUGUUGACAAAGAGCGGUGGACCAAGGCAGAGCUCCGAACUGCAGAGAUUAUUGAUAAGAUUCAGCCCACGCGUGCGUCAGAGGAACGCAGGAAGGCCGUCGCAGAUUUUGUUAGGGGCCUCAUCUGCAGCUGCUUUGAUUGCAAGGUAUUUAUGUUCGGAUCAGUUCCCCUACUAACGUACCUUCCUCAUGGUGAUAUUGAUCUGACCAUCGUUAGCAAAGAUCAAUCCAAGAAGGAUUCUUGGGCCACUGCCGUUCGUCUUGCGUUAGAACGAUCAGAUGAUGCCGAAUUCCGAGUUAAAGAUGUCCAAUACAUUCAUGCAGAGGUCAAACUUAUCAAGUGCCAUGUUGGGAAUAUCGUUGUCGAUAUAUCUUUCAAUCAGCUUGGUGGGUUGUGCACUCUCUGCUUCCUUGAUGAGGUAGAUGCAGUGAUUGCUGACAAUCAUUUUUUCAAGCGGAGCAUUAUCCUUGUUAAGGCGUGGUGUUACUAUGAAAGCCAAAUUUUGGGUGCUCAUCAUGGCCUCAUUUCGACCUAUGCACUGGAGACACUGGUUCUGUACAUUUUCCAUGUCUUUGGCAAGUCUAUACGUGGACCUUUGGAGGUUCUUCUCAGAUUUUUGGAGUUUUUCAGCAAGUUUGAUUGGCAUAAGUACUGUGUCAGUUUGUGGGGACCCGUUCCUAUAUCGUCUUUACCCGAGAUGGCCGCUGAGUCGCCGAGGAAGGAUGGAGGGGAGCUUUUACUCUCCCAAGCAUUUUUGAAGGGGUGUGGUGAACAAUAUGCUGUGUUUCCGGCUGGACAAGACAACCAGCAACGGACUUUCAAUGCUAAGCAUUUAAACGUAGUGGAUCCACUACGUCCUGGUAACAACCUCGGGCGCAGUGUGAAUCAAGCAAACUUCAACCGCAUAAUAGGACUUUUUAGCCACAGUGCAGAUGAACUGCUCAAAAUUUUGCUUGAUUCGAGCAAGGACAUUGUUGAACAACUUGAGGACAAACGCAAGGGCUUUUUUAAAAGGAUCAAAAAGAGACUUGAUAAGCUUGAAGAAAAGCGCCCCGAUGCUCCUGAUUUUGUACCACGGCAAAAUCUAAUCGCUGCCGGAUCUAAUCAUCGAAAUGGAUACGGGCCAACAGCUAUGAAGUCGCAGGAAAAUGGAGACUCUAUUCGCACCUACGGAGCUGAGACAUACUAUGUGGACCCAAGGUUUCAUCACAAGCCUCCAGGAUGGUGUUCUGACUUUGACCCAAGGACGCAGACAAUUACUCGUGCGGCAGCGCAGAUGGUUGGAAAUCAGGUACAAAUAGAGUCCUCUGCUAUGCCACAUAGGGGAGGCGAUUCAAACUUUGGCAAAGGUGCAUCUCCUGAUACACCUCACGACAACGGGGUUUCUGUAGCCCUUAGCAAUGGCAGUUCGACUGCCUUCGAGUCAUCUCAUGCCAAUUACGUGGGUGGUAAGGGAUCCCAGGCUAGAAUCGAAGUCUUUGAAAAGCCGAAAGGGCAUAGUCGAAGAACUAGUUUAGAUUUACCCAUUGCGGAUAUGUCUGAUCAUGGAGUGAAUGGAAGCAGACAGUGGGGUGACGCAAGGGACCUGGCUUCUAAUGACUUCCACGGCAGUGAGCUAGGAGAUUCAAAGUCCAAUAGCGAAGAUUAUCCAUCCAAAGGUACGGUCCCAGGGGGCAAUAGAAGUAAGCAUCCUGGAUCGAGUGUAGGAAACAAUCAUGUUGGUUCAACGGCAAUUUCUCAAGCGACAGGUGUGGAGUCUGCACGAGUUAACGUACAUAUCGCAGCUGAAGAUUCCUCUGAGGGAACAGCACCUUCAAGAGGGAGCGCAAAUCCAGGUUUAGAAAGAGACUCUCGUCGCGGAGGUUGGGCAGGUGAGCAGACAGUUUACAGAGAGACUGGAGUAGGUAUAGACGGUCAGGGACAUACUCAACAUAGAGUGCAGGAUUCAAAUAGUAGAGGACAGCCAAUACCUCUAACUAUACCUCUUCUUUCCCCCUUUGUACAAAUUUCUUCUCUACACUCUGGUCAAAUGCCGAUGCACCUUGCCACCUCAAUGUCCAUGUCUUCAACAAUUGGACAUCCGUCUAUGACUCUUUCCGCCCCCCCUCCCCCUCCUCCUUUAACCAUGCAUUCUGUUCAUGUAGGUGACUCAUCUUUAGGACUAGGUCACCGAGGUCCUUAUUUCAACAUUCCCCGUGGUCCCCCAGCACCACCAUUGCCCCCUAGUUAUUACCAUGGCCCUUCUUUCCCUCAGGCAUCUGGAGAAAAUUCGAACACAGUUAAUAGCAGGAUAUCAGCUUAUCCAGCGCAGCAUGUAGACGACAAAUUCAUGGAACAGCAACAUCGGGACGCAUGGCAGCAGGUGGAACAAAUUCCGGUCCAUGAUCAUCAACAGCAAUACGGUGUUCAUCUUCCAGUGUCCAAUGGUGCUGCAUCUGCCUCAUCGUUGUCCCAACAUACGGACUCUGACUCCUCUGUGAAUACGACGGUAUCACGUGUCCAGACCCCAGCAAGUGUCAGCAAAUCUGGAAGUAGUAACAACUUGGAAUCAUCAUCCGACUCAACUGCUGCGCACGAGGUUUUGGAUGAUGCUCCAGUUGAGGAAAACGGGAAGUCUUGGCUGGAGGAUGCAGAAACUGGAAGUAGUUCUUCCACAAGAGGAAAGUUCACCCAUCCUGUAUCAGAAGGGAUUGGCAAGGGGCACAAAAAUUCGAAGUCCAGCAGGGAGAAACGAGGCCUACUGAAAAACAAGAACAAUGGUAACGAUGAAAGCGUGGAAUCUGUGCAGUCAGUGGAUGUUUCUUCUAAUCCAAGUUCAACCGCCGAGAGCGUGGUCCGCUGGCCUGCUUCGGACGAUCCAGUCACCGUGACACAAGGAAGUCCUCAGAUGGUGCAUUCUCCAGCAUCUGUCGUCUAUCCAAAUUUGUUACCGUCAUCUCUUCCCCUUUCGGGAAAUGGGAGCAUGAGUGCAGAAAUGUCUCCAUACUCACCUCCACCAUUGUUGCCAUCCCAUCGUACCUCGGGUGCACUAUCUGCACUUCCUACUCCAAGUCAACCCCAGAUAUCUUCAAGUUCUGUCAUAUACCCCGUCGGUACAAGUUCAUUUCGACCACCUGUAACUGAACUUGUUAGCGGAUCGAUUACUUCUGGGUCAUCCCAGCGGCCAAGGCAAAUGGAGUCCGCAUCUAUUCACCCACCUCCGUUCUAUCCACCAGGAAAUUACUUCCCGUCUAUUUACACUGCAUAUCCCUUUUAUUACCACAUGGGUGUAGAGUUCUUAAGUGGGUUUUCUCAGUUCGGCAGCUCUGUGGAAAAUUUCAACGAAAGUAACGCAGCUCAAGCUGCCGAAAGCUUGCGCUUGAAAGGUGGCCAUCAGAAGGGUGCCGGGGUUGGGGAUAAGCUAAAGGCGCAGGGGAUUGCUACCCGUGCCAGUUUCAAAAUGGAUCUGACUACGGCAGAUAAUCGAAUACCUGAUGCGAGUGAUUCAAAGGAUGCGAAGCUUGAUCUUCUAAAGAGCGACUUCCAAGAUCACUUGUAUAAUCUUGAUCUUGCACGACAGUAUCAACACGCACCUGUUCAAGCUUACCCGCAGCCAUCUUACCAGUCGCCCUCAACGAAGUAUUAUCCAAAUUUUCGUCAAUGGGAAGGUCCAGGAAGACCUUUGGCUCCCCAGAUGAACAUGCUCCCUAAUGUGAUGAGUCAUGGCCAUGGUAUUGUCCAGGGACCUCCCCCGAUGAAUUCCUCGGGACGCAUGGUUGGUAACUAUCCUCGUUCAUAUACGGGUCCAGUUGCUUACGGAGGCGAUGAGCAGCCUAAGCCCCAUGGGGGAACGGGCCCCUUCUUGCCGACUCCGAGACCCAGUUUUUAUCGAGACAGGCAGUCCUCUGGGAGCAACAGGAAUCAACACGGAGGCUACGUUCAAGAUCGCAACGACAAGGGUGACCGAGAAGGACAUCAAGGGCACACACCACGGUAUCGAGGAGUGGGGCGUGGACAAAGCAAGUAUGAGCCUCGCUCUCAAAAUAAUAAUAUGGUUGGUGUUGAUAGGAACAAUGUUGAUGUGAAGGGUGGAGAGAGGGGUAGGGAUGGGCAGAGGCUGCAAGAUGGCCUUCGAAGAAAUUCAGUACAGUCAGCCCCCAGUGCCACACUUGCUUCACCAAGUCCAGGACAGUCCACAGUCACAGUUUUGCCAGCCACAUCUGUUGGGAUGCCAGCAGGAAUUUAUUCUGUGCCAAUCAUGACAAGCAAUGGCAAGUCAUCAGCUUCUGGAAUGGCGGGAGCACCGAUAUCUCCAGCUGGUCAUGUCAUGGUCUAUCCAUAUGAAAACAGAGUGGGUUCUGUGACCGAACCACUGGAAUUUGGAUCUCUUGGACCAGUUCAAGCUGGAACAACCCAGGGAGGGAAUGAGAUGGACAAUGGAGCUGCUCAUGCUCCUAUCCCACCAGGGUCUGCCAGCAUGUCUUUAGCUUCAGGUGAUAGGAGUUCACAUGGACCAUCUUCCCCAAAGCAAAGGUAAUUUUUUACUCUCUUUUUACACCCGAGUUGUUGCGGAUGCUCCUAAGUUUCAGUGGUUUCUGUCAAUGACCAGAGUGAUGAAGAAAUCUGGAAUUUCUUCCCACCUUUCACAUGACCAGAACAGGAUUGGGUCGUUGUUCUGUCAAUUACUGGUAUUAGUGUACAAUACGUGUAGUUUCCCACUUCAGGCCACUUUCCUUUACGAGUGCGCAGCUCCUACUGAUUCCAACCUUAGGACACCCUGCCCAGACUUUAAACCGCGUUUGUACAACACCUUCAUUUAGAGAGAAAUACAUAUUCGCUGUGGGGUAGGUAGAUUGAAGACAUUGUCGUAGGAAAUUUCGGUCGGAGUCGAUGGAUUACACAGAAGGUUCAGUAGUCUGUCCUUGUGCUCUCCUUCUUAAAGCUCGGCAGGUCUCUUUUCAAUGUGAUGAGCAGGAGACAUCUUGGGGAGUGAAUCAGGUCAAGUUGAACUCGAAGGUUGAGCAAGGUGUUUCAAGGUUUGUUGGGGUGAUGGGAGACAGGGAUUGCUCGGGGUAUAGAGAGGGUAUUGACCAAUUCUAGGUUAAGAAAGGUCGGUCACGCCUCGUGCCCAAUGGGAGAUUGGCAGCCGUGUUUCUGCGCAGGGUUUUCAUUUUGAGAACCCGCCAGAUAAGGUGACUAGGUGUUUGUUCCUCGUCCUUGGUUCAAAUUUAAUACAAGUACAUCCGAGAAGGUGGUGAGACCAUAUGUAUCCUGAUCCUGACUCAGUCCUCUCUUGGGGCAGAGUUUGCUCACCAUUCAUGGUGGAAUACUUACAAAGCUGCCCAAAAUUGGUGCUCUUUUUCCUCCAGUGUAGUAAGCCUAUGUUGCCCUUUCAUUUUCUCAUCUAGAGAACUGCGUGAUUCUUGUGUUGCAACGUACUUUUUCAAAGUAAGCCGGGUCUUUUUUAUUUUUAUGCAAAAUUUGAAGUUGGAAAAGUCUAUGAAAGGCCCAUUAUAUAAUUGUGUUGGCAUGGGGUGCUAGUAAAGACCAGAGAUAGUAAUUCUCUAGUCAAUGUGAUUGAGACAUUUUCAACCGGUUGGGCGUCCACUGGGCGUGAUAUAGGCAAUCACAUCUUUUGACAAUGAUGUUGAACUGAGGCUGACUGUCUCGGGUGGAUUCUCAGAGUGAUGCAAAGGACGUAUCAACUCAAGGAAGAAGAUUUCCCCCCUUUAUCUUUUCGUGGACAGCAUGGAAGCAGUUCUACAGGCUAUAACAGUGGAAGCAGUGCUAGUAGUCAGGUCUCCCCGUUCCCAGCGUAUGUCGAUACACCCUCCUCAUGAGGACUUUAGAAUUGAUGGAGGGAUAGAGAAAAUCAGAUUGCUUUUAGUACAACAACUUGAGGCUAGUUUAGAAAAUUGUAGGAUGAGUUCGAAGCUUCUUCGUGAGGACUGCAUGUUCUGUUCGUCGGAGGGCAAAUGUGAGCAGGGAUUUAGUUACAUAGGUAUCAGACCUUGAGGCUACAGUAGUCUUUACCAUUGUGGAAGAGCUUAAAGUAUCGGACUUUUUGAGUAGUAAGUAUUAGUUACUGAUCUUCAGCUGUGCUUACAGAAUUUAGAGCACAGGAAGUAGGUCAGUCAGCAGAGGCAGAAUCUAGGUAGUUUUAACGUGUUGCAUCUUUAUGCAAUAUUUAAUGCAAGGAGGUGACAUUGUGGCUCCCGGCCUAUUGGUUGUGGUUUGUACCCAGCUUUCAUCAUGGAUUACUCGCACGGAAAUGUUGUUGUAUGAGGUCGUUUCCGUGAACUGGCAUGAGAGAGAUCGCAUAUAGAUGUGAACCCAUACGUAUGCAUAUUUAAGUCUGAAACCAAGAACCCCUUGUACAGCCGAAUUAUGAUCAGGCUGGGCGUUCAUUCCUUAGCAUGAACUGUGUCGACAAUUAUAUUUUGGAGACUGAGUUAGCCGAGCACCGUGAGGCUUAUUUCUUUUCAUUAAAUUUCCGCCUGAUGAGUCAAUUUUAAAAAUUGAGCUCAUGUUUGGAUGUGAAGCCACAACCCACUGGACUGACAAGGUGGAUAGUAGGGUUUAUUUUCGCCAAUCUAAAUCCAUCUCCACAGAAAUGUCGUUGCGGUAGUUUCUUUGAAAAGAUGGUACUGGAUUUUACUCUUGGUAGAUGAGCUCCUCUUAGAGGCGAUUGUAGACUCUGUAUGCAUUCUUGGUGUGGUUUGUAUUGACUAUCGGAAUCUCUGUACCUUUGGCCAACUAUGUCAUGUGGUAUAUCAAGUGAAUAAUGAAUUCCCAGAGUUCCGGGUGGGAGUAGAGUUCGUAAGGGUGCGUCCGGGGUUUGUCAGUUCAAACCUUCGUUGACUUCUAUUUCGUUCGUAGUUAACUCGUCUUCAAACACCUGGUUUCGUUGUAAUGGUUGACUGAUAGAUGGGUCAAGUCUGUUGAGCUGAAACCUGAACGUGCACUGUAAGCCGACUUACUUGUGUGUCCACCUAUUCACUAGUCUGCUUACUCUCUCUUCCUUCAUAGCCACUCCUUCUGAGUGUUUGUUGUUUCCAGUUCACCUUAGUUUCUAGCACCUUCCACCAGAUCUUGUGCUUGCUCCUGUCGAAGCUACGGCAUGCACUGCAACAUGGGUAAACAAAUCUUGGACUGAAUGCAAAUGCUGAGUAACUUUGUCCUGGCACCUACCUCUGUGCGAAUUAUCACCCCAGUGGAAUUUAGUGGAAAUUCUUCUCACUAGAAAAUACUGGACUUUGAUGUGUAAAACCAUACAGCAGUUUGCAUUUUGCAAGGCGGUCUGGAUGCCACUCGAUGUGACUAUUCAUAGAUAUCCGUAGGCGUGUUGUAUUAGGUUGAUCUAUAUACGUGUAGAUUAUGAGAUGUUUGAUCUUGCUUCAUUCCGGAGAGAUAUUUGAGAGUUGUUCACUCUCUAGCUUUAACGUAUUAAGCACCAACAUGUGCUUGUCUACGCCUAGGUGUGAGGACGUCUGUAGAUAAUUAGGACCCGUGGCUUUGGGGGCUUGUAACAAACUUUAUUUGUUUUGCCUGUCGUAGUCUCAAUACCAUGGACCCAUAUGCCUGAGCGGAGCUUAUUACAAAGACAUUCUGUAUGUCUGAGACCUGUGUUAACUAGUUUAAGGUGAAAAAUUACGCAAGCACUGAGCUGAAUGUUGUCAGUCCUGCAUUGGGGUCCAGUGAACCGAGCCUUUUAGAGAAUUUCAGAUUGAUAUUUUAUGUAAUAGGUACCGUGUAAACCAUGGAAAAGGUACUCAUACCUGCCUUGAUUGUGUGCCACGAAAUUCAUCGGUAUUCUCGAAUGAUGAACCAGAAAUGAUCUACGGGGUUAUGGUUCACAUUCCUCAGUUUCGACAUAGAACCACAACUGACAGGAACAUCGUGGGCUUUUCACGUCGUUGGAAAUGAGGACUUCAUCAGCAUAUUAGGAUGCAGCUCCAACCCCAAGGUUUUGUUCAGACUAAAUUCAACUCCAGCGGAACCUCCAGGAAUUACUCCCCGUUUCAGUUGUCCUGGAGCAUAGAUCGGGUUGGAGUACAGUUCUUCACAGUAGUGAUAGUCUCUUAGAUCUUAGAACGCACUUAGUUUUAAGGGUUUCGAUGAGUGAUAAAUCAGUGUAGAGUUUGCAGGUCAAGGAAGCGGCCUAAGAUACUCGACCAGUGGAUGCUCUGAUUGUGAUUUGUAACCGAAGGCAGUGUUUUUCAUGCCACCAAGAGUAUAUUUUCAUCAUGCA